Spea bombifrons (plains spadefoot toad) is the source of this 1286-nucleotide messenger RNA. RefSeq names its product purinergic receptor P2Y11 (gene P2RY11). Gene Ontology annotation, cellular component: plasma membrane. Gene Ontology annotation, biological process: neuronal signal transduction; G protein-coupled receptor signaling pathway; cellular response to ATP. NCBI's taxonomy places the organism in Eukaryota, Metazoa, Chordata, Amphibia, Anura, Pelobatidae. The record is from RefSeq and is a predicted model, not a curated record. The coding region runs from base 166 to 1107 and encodes 313 amino acids. Gene Ontology annotation, molecular function: neurotransmitter receptor activity; G protein-coupled ATP receptor activity. The transcript has 2 exons.
CACGCAGGAGAGGACAUACAAGGUAAAGACUGUAAGCCUGCAGGACCCUCUAUACCUGAUGUACCGGGUCGCCUUAGUCUGUCGGACCCUUGGAAUGGAGGGGCUGGGAGAAGCGCUGCGGUAUAAAUAAAAGAUAAUAGUUUCUCGUUAAGGAGAUCUGGAAACAUGGCCACAUCCAACUGUACCGCAUCCUACUCUGUAGUGCAGACCAAGUACCUGGGUCCGGUGUACGGGGUGGAGUUUGUGCUGGCGGUAUUGGGCAAUGGAUUUGCAAUCUGGCUCCUUGGGCCUCGAGAAACAAAGGAUCGUCAUGCAGGCAUCAUCUUUUCGCUCAACCUGGCUGUGAGUGACCUGUCCUACGCCCUAUCAUUGCCUCUGCUGGUGGCCUACUACGUGAUGGGCAAGAGAUGGAUAUUUGGUGUUGGCCUAUGCAAGAUAGAACGUUUCCUUUUCAACUGCAACCUCUAUGGUAGUAUCUUCUUCAUCACGUGUAUCAGUGCCAACCGCUGCCUGGGCAUUGUGUACCCAUUCUAUGCUAGGGGGAGAGUUGAGAGCAAGCACGCCAAGUUUGUUUCUGCAGGUGUGUGGCUGUUGGUAGCCUUAAUCUCUGCACCUGUAUUGGCUUUCUCAAAAGUGGAGGAAAAAAAAGAUGGGUAUGAGUGCAUCGGAACAGCUAUUGACGCUCAGCUGAGAUCUUACAUACCAUAUAGCAUUUUCUUGGCUGGGUUUGGUUGCGGAAUUCCAUUUAUCAUAACCUUGUUUUCCUACAUUGGAAUAGCACGUGCCGUGUGGAAAAGCCACGGCUUAGAAUCAUGGGAAAAGAGGAAAGUGGUCACUAUGGUGUGUGUGGUCAUUGCACUUUACUCAAUCUCUUUUGUGCCCUACCAUGUCCUGAGGAACCUCAACCUCUAUAACCGACUGACCCAACCUGACUGUAGGUGGUCUCUUUCCAUUCACUCUGCUUUUCAGUUGGCCAAAGCUCUAGUGGCCUUGAACCCUUGCAUCCAUCCACUGUUGUACACAGCAGUGAUUGACAACGUGCGGGCGAAGCUUGGAUGCUGUCAGAGGAAGGAGGAACCCAAGUCUCAAGAAGAGACCAGAUUAUGAUCUGUUGUUCUUAACUUUAUAUAUUAUGGUAAUUCUACAUCCUUUGUCACCAAAAGGACAUUGAUUUUAGAACAAUUAACAAUGGAUUAGCCUCAUCCUACAGCAUGUAAAUUCAACUAUAAUUUUAUAUUUGUAUACUGCAUAUCUUGCUCAUUAUACCUACCUCUGUAUAUAAAAAA